AUGACCGACACACGCCCGCUCACACGCAUCGCGGUCAUUGGCGCCGGUGCGUCCGGCCUCGCGACGCUCGCCCAGCUCAAGGAGGUAUAUGCCCGGCCCAAGGUCGCCGCCGAGACGCGCGUCGAGAUUGUGGGGAACUACGACCCAAACCCCACGCCGUUCCUCCGCGCCGCGCGCACAGUAGACGGCGGCAAGACGCAGCUGCUGCCCUAUCCCGCGGGCAACGAGGCCCCGACGCCCGUCUACGACGGGCUGCGGACCAACCUCGCCGGCGGGAUCAUGCAGUUUCGCGGCUUCCCCUUCCCCGAGAGCGCGCACCUCUUCCCCACGAGCGAGCAGGUACUGGCCUACCUCGAGGCGUACGCCGAGGCGAAGGACCUGCUGCGUCACAUCCGGUUCUCGACACGCGUCGAGCGGCUCCGGCUCACGCCGACCAGCGGGGCGCGGCGCGGCGGCCGCCGGUGGGGCAUCACGUCCAGCAACACUGCGAGCGGGACGACCACGUCCGAGGAGUUUGACUACGUCGCCGUCGCGAAUGGGCACUAUGCGGACGGGUACAUCCCGCCGAUUGACGGCCUGUCGCAGUUCCCGGGCACGAUCCUGCACUCGCGCGAGUUCCGCAAGGAGGCGGAGUAUGCAGGCAAGCGCGUGCUCGUCGUCGGGUCGUUUGCGAGCGGAUCAGACGUGAGCCGGCUCAUCGCGCAGCUGAAUGUCGGGCACUACGAUGCGACUGGCGCCGCGCUGCACGACGACGGCGACAAGCUGCCCUUUACGCCCGUGUACCAGUCGUCGUCGGGCGUGCCGAACAUCAACAACGGGCUGCAGGACGGCAGCGAGCCGUGGAAUCCGUUCGUGGAGAACGUGCCGCUCAUCGAGCGCGUCGAGGGGGCGUCGGCGUCGUAUCCGAAGGGCAGGGUGUGGUUCUACCCCGAGGGCGCCGAGACGGACAAUGGCAUCGCGCGCGGGUCGCAUGCGCCGCUCGACGACGUCGACGUGAUCAUCUUCGCGACGGGGUACUACAACGCGCUGCCGUUCAUCAAGGGCGCCGACGCGCCGUGGCGCGAGCUCCGCCCGCUCGAGGACGAGAUCACAAAGGAGGAACGCGCCGGCGGCGCAGAGUGGGAGAUUGGCGGGCUGCGCGGCUGGGCCGUGCGUGGGCUGGAUCCCCUGCUUCUCUUCCUUGAGAACGACCGGACGAUCAUCUUCAACGUGUUACAAUACCAGAUCGCACCGUUCCCUUUUGCCGAGGUACAGGGCCGCCUGGCGGCGCUCCUGUGGGCAGGGCAACUGCCCAACUUCCCCGACGUGCCGUCGCCGCCGCCGAACCUCGGCAACCCGUACGUCGCGCAGCUUGCGCGCGCCGCGGCGGAGGGCGAAGCUGCCGACUCGUCGGCGCCGACACCGGCCCUGUCCGAGUCGGCAGCGUCGCGCGACUCGUCCUCGCCCUCCACGCCGUCGGAAGAGGCCCCGCCAGUCCAAGUGACAGAGAGCAAGGGCGAGCAGCUGCGCCACACGCACCGCAAGCGCAAAGAGUUCAUCUUUCCCAACCCCUACGAGCUGCACUGGACAUCGUACGUCUUCAGCCUCACGCGUGAGGGCGAGGACGAGAACACGGAGGACUACUGGCUCGGGAUUGAGCAGUGGCGCGCCGACCUGCGCAACGACGUGUUCCUGCUCGAGUGGGCCGACCUGCAAACCCUCGACCUCAACGACCUCGACGACGCCGCGCGCCGCCCCCUCGCCGUGGCUGCCGCGCGCAAGGGCCUGGCAGAGGACGGGUUCCUCUUCAUCACCGGCACGGGCGUGAGCACCGAGACGCUGCAGCGUAACCUCAGCAUUGCGAAGUUUCUCGUCGAGGGGUUGAGCCUUGAGGAGAAGACGCCGUGGAAAGCUGAUCUCGCCGCCGGGAGCUACAAGGGGUACAAGGUUGCUGGGGAGUGGAGUAGUCCUGCUCGUGGGCCUGACAAGGUCGAGCACUACAACUUCGAGUCGGCCUCCUUCACCGCCCCGCUCAACACACAGCACCCGCCCCAGCUGCUCCCCUUCAUCCCCGAGAUCAAGGCGUUCGCCGAGCACACGUACAACAAUGUAGUCUACCGCAUCCUCAAGCUCGUGAGCCUCGCGCUCGAGCUGCCCGAGGACUACCUGUGGGGGCUGCACGACCACAACGGUAACAUCGGGCACGCUUGCUCGCGGUACAUGGGCUACUACCCGCUCAGCGAUGCGGAAGCUGAGGCCGGCGACGGGGUGCUGAGCCGCGGCCACACGGACUACAACUCCAUCUCGCUCCUCUACUCGCAGCCCGUGAGCGCGCUCCAGCUGCUCACGAACGACGGGCAGUGGAAGUGGGUCAAGCACGUCGAGGGCGCCGUGGUGGUUAACACGGCGGACGCGCUCGACGCAGUCCUCUCCGGCGGCCUGUUCAAAGCCACGCGCCACCGCGUCGUCCGCCCGCCGCCCGACCAGCAGCAGCUGAUCCGGUACAUCCUGAUCCACUUUGCCCGCACGCGGCGCGACCUGCCUCUCGAGCCGGUGUGGGACUCGCCCGUGGUCAAGGCACACGGGAAGAACCAGUUCCAGGACCGGAUUGACGCUGGCGGCGCGGCGCCGACGCAGGACGAGUGGCUGCGUGAGCGCAUCCGCCGGACCGGGCACGAGGACUACUACAAGCAGAACACGCAGAACAAGUCGGACAACAACUGUACGGCACUGUCAGCAGUCAGCGAGCGAGUCAGCUGCCUCCUCCCGCGUCGAGGUCGUCGCAGCCGCGCACAUUUCCUAACUCCGGUAGGGAUCCGGAACGAUUCCAAACUCCAACAACUUGCAUCGAUCCACUUUGCGAAAGCCGAUAUCUGCGCCUACCGGACCGAUCAACGCGCUCGCUCGCUCGCAACAUCACGAAUGCCACCAGAAACCUCACGGCGCAAGGCGUCGCACGCGCAUGACGCGCCGCCCGGCCCGUGGAAGAAGCGGGGGUACGGGCAUACCUGUGCGGUAUGCCGCGAGCGCAAGAUCAAGUGUAUCGGGGCCGACGAGCCGCCGUGCAAGGGCUGCAGGGAGGCGAACACCAUCUGCCGCCCGGCGGUGCGGGUGCGCAUGACGAAGAAGCGCGCGGCCGAGGAGGAGGCUGCGCCGCGACGGCCCGCUGAGCCGUCGCCGGCGUCCUCGUCGCCCCGGACACACGCACACCACCCCGCCGCCGAGUCGCUCCUCCAGCUCAAGGGCGAGCACGAGCGAGCCCCGCCCGAGGCGGGCACGAUCUCGGUGCCCGUGUCGCUGCUCGCGUCGCUCGAGGCGCGUAUCCGCAAGCUGGAGGGCAGCGGCUCUGGCUCCGGCCCGCCGUCGCCGUCGACCUCGGUCGGGACAGAGCACCACGCCCACGCGCACCACCACCAACACGCACAGCCGACGACGCUCGGGUCGCCGCGGUACGAUGUCGGCUCGGCCGCGCGCCCAGUGUACCAUGGCGAGAUAUCGAUGUUUGACGAGGGCGCCGAGCGCGACGAGCGCGCCGCGUGGGGAGAGCGCAGCCCGAGCCCCGAGGCCGUGCGCGAGCGGGGACACCGCGCGUCUGCCGCCGACCAGCACGAGUGGUCGGACGAGUCGCUGCGCGCCGCUGCGCGCCUGCGGCACCGGUACGCGAGCGCCGAGGACGGCGAGAACUGGCUCGAGAGCUACUUUUGCUGGGCGAGCGCCGUCGACGGUGUGGUGCACCGCCCGAGCUUCAUCCGCGACAUGGCGCUGGACGGGCCGUACUUCUCCGACUUUCUGCUCGUCGCCAUCUACGUCACGGGUAUCCGGUUCACGACGGGGAUGGACGAGCGCGAGCGCGAGGCGCGGGGCGCGCACUACGAGGGGAUUGCGAUGAGCAUGCUGCCUGAGCAGAUUAUGAAGCCGGGGAGCAUAGCCUCCAUCCACGGCAUGCUCGUCCUCGCCGGGAGACAAAUGGGCGUCGGCAAGAUCCAACAAGCGUGGAUGAUCUUCGGGCUCGCGAUCCGCAUGAUGCAGGACAUGGGGCUGCAUUUGCCUGUGUCCGACCCGUCCAAGUUCAGCUCGGACGAGCUCGACAUGCGCGCGCGCCUCUUCUGGGGCGUGUAUGCGUGGGACAAGACGCUGAGCAUGGCGCUUGGGCGGGAGCCGUCGCUCGUCCACCGGCCGGGCAUGUCGACUGACGCGCUGCCGUCCGACACGGACGACGGGUUCGAGUGGCAGCCGCAUCUGCCGUGUAUCCGCCAUGCGCCGUACCCCCGCCAGCCGCUCCUCAAGACCUUCACGCUCCGCCACUACGCGCACCUGACCCUCAUCCUCGACUCGAUCCUCAACAACAUGUACUCGCCUGGCCGGCCACACCGGCGCAGCUUGGGCUUUGUGCAGAGCGCGGUGGAUCAGCUGGCCGAGUGGCGCGCCAACCUCCCCAGUGUGCUCAAGCUCGAGUCGGGCAACAUGCCCGAGGUGUGCCCCCCGCCGAAUGUCGCGACGCUCAACAUGUGCUACCAUACCAUCCGCAUCCUGGUGUACCGCCCACUCCUGGCCGACAACGCGCGACCGGCAAACUCGUCGCGUGCACUCAACACCUCGUCGACGCUCAACGACCAGACGGCGCUCCACCACUGCCGGGACGCGGCGAUCAACAUAUCCGAGAUCCUCCAGAUGUGGGGCCGGACAUUCGGCCACUACUCGCACCACUACACCAUCCUCUACGCCGGCUUUAUUGCCAGCUGCCUCGACAUUCUGCUGAUACGGUCUGCCGAGCCGGCCGUGCGUGACGAGGCUCUCGACCGGGUCAGGUACGUGCUCGAGGUGCUCGAGCAGUGCGUGGCGCAGGGUGGAUGUGUGCGCAAGGGCGUUAUCAACAUCCGGUCCCAGCUGGAUCGUGUGACCAAGGCGAGCUUGUCCCCUAGCCAGCAGUUGGCCAUUACGCCGUCGAAUGGCGGCGGUGCUCAACUUGGACUGCCUCCCCCACCGCCCGACUUUACGGCCCAGGUCGCCAACGUGGCGCUGCAGGGUCUCCCAGCCGGCUCGGGGCAGGUGUGGGCCCCCGAGAACGACUUUGGCUGGUUCACCGACGGCAACAUGUGGGACAUGCCCACGCUGCUCGACAUGCUCGGCGGCGGGCCCCUGGCCUAUGCUCAGGCGCUGAACAUUUCCAAUGUAAAUACAGGACUGUAA
This is a messenger RNA of Vanrija pseudolonga, 5169 nucleotides long. RefSeq names its product Flavin-containing monooxygenase FMO GS-OX1 (gene FMOGS-OX1). Lineage: Eukaryota; Fungi; Basidiomycota; Tremellomycetes; Trichosporonales; Trichosporonaceae. The record is from RefSeq and is a predicted model, not a curated record. The coding region runs from base 1 to 5169 and encodes 1722 amino acids. Gene Ontology annotation, biological process: regulation of DNA-templated transcription; DNA-templated transcription. Gene Ontology annotation, molecular function: NADP binding; flavin adenine dinucleotide binding; N,N-dimethylaniline monooxygenase activity. The transcript has 14 exons.